Pelmatolapia mariae (spotted tilapia) is the source of this 3030-nucleotide messenger RNA. Its product is annotated as tryptophan 5-hydroxylase 2-like. Gene Ontology annotation, cellular component: neuron projection. NCBI's taxonomy places the organism in Eukaryota, Metazoa, Chordata, Actinopteri, Cichliformes, Cichlidae. Gene Ontology annotation, biological process: aromatic amino acid metabolic process; serotonin biosynthetic process. The record is from RefSeq and is a predicted model, not a curated record. Gene Ontology annotation, molecular function: tryptophan 5-monooxygenase activity; iron ion binding. The transcript has 11 exons. The coding region runs from base 112 to 1911 and encodes 599 amino acids.
GGCUCAGCUGUGGUUAGGUCACGGUUGGGGUCAGGCAUUAGCUCCUAUUGGUUAGAGUGAGACAGCAGGUAAAGUGUUACAUCAGCUCAAUGUCCUCAAGGAGAUGUGAAAAUGAGUGUGUGUGUGUGUUCAGGUGUGUCUCUGAGCUGCUAUGUGUGCUCUAAUGAUGUCACUCUGCAGCCAAAGUCUCCGCCCACCUGGAGACUGCUGUGGGUGUCUGUGUGGGUGGAGCUUACCCCCCCUCCCCCUCCUGGGGGAGUAUUUUUGAGGAGGCGGGUCGGCAGCAGCUCACAGCUCCGGCAGCAUCAGCAGCAGCAUCCUCCUCUUCGUCCUCCUGAGCGGCGGCAGAGCGACAGGCUGGAGUCCUGGUACUCGUACACUCACUGGUUCCCGAUGGCGUCGGGCCACGUGAUGAAGGACGAUGGCGAGCCCAUCCCCAGGAUGCAGCCGGCCAUGAUGAUGUUCUCCAGCAAGUACUGGUCGCGGCGCGGGCUGUCGCUGGACUCGGCCAUGUUUGACCAGCAGCAUCAGCGGCAGCGGCACACCGGCGGACAGAUGUCGAGGCGUCCGUCCUUCUGUCCCAUCAACGAGAAGCCGGACAAAGAGGGCACAGAGGAUUCUGGGAAAACGGCAGUGGUGUUUUCUCUGAAGAACGAGGUUGGCUGUCUGGUCAAAGCUCUCAGACUGUUUCAGGAGAAGCACGUGAACCUGAACCACAUCGAGUCUCGGAUGUCCAAGCGAGUUCCUAACGAGGUGGAGAUCUUUGCAGACUGCAGCUGCAGCAAGAAAGAGUUCAACGAGCUGCUGGAGCAUCUCAAAGACCACGUCAACAUCGUGUCCUUCAAUACGCCAGCACAUGUGUGGUGUGCCGAAGCAGAUGAAGACGAGGUUCCCUGGUUUCCCAUGAAGAUCUCCGAGUUGGAUCAGUGCUCUCACAGAGUGCUGAUGUACGGGUCCGAGCUGGACGCCGACCAUCCCGGGUUUAAAGAUAAUGUUUAUCGCCAGCGCAGGAAGUACUUUGUGGAAGUGGCCAUGAAUUAUAAGUUCGGGCAGCCCAUCCCUCGUAUCGAGUACACGGAGGAGGAGGUGAGGACGUGGGGCGUGGUGUUCAGAGAGCUGACCAAACUGUACCCGACUCACGCCUGCAAAGAGUACCUGAAGAACCUGCCGCUGCUCACUAAGCUCUGUGGCUAUAGAGAGGACAACAUCCCGCAGCUGGAGGACGUCUCACUCUUCCUCAGAGAGCGCUCUGGCUUCACUGUUCGCCCGGUGGCAGGUUAUCUGUCUCCCAGAGACUUCCUGGCUGGUUUGGCCUACAGAGUCUUCAACUGCACUCAGUACAUCCGGCACAGCACCGACCCGCUCUACACCCCCGAGCCAGAUACGUGUCACGAGCUGCUGGGUCACGUCCCCCUACUGGCUGAUCCAAAGUUCGCCCAGUUCUCUCAGGAGAUCGGUCUGGCCUCCCUGGGAGCGUCUGACGAGGACGUUCAGAAACUCGCCACAUGUUAUUUCUUCACCAUCGAGUUCGGACUGUGCAAACAGGACGGUCAGCUGAGAGCUUAUGGAGCCGGUUUACUGUCGUCUAUUGGAGAGUUGAGGCAUGCCCUGUCUGAAAAGGCAUGUGUGAAGAUGUUUGACCCGAAGACGACCUGUAACCAGGAGUGUCUCAUCACCACCUUCCAAGAGGUUUACUUCGUGUCGGAGAGCUUUGAGGAGGCCAAGGAGAAGAUGAGAGAGUUUGCAAAGACGAUAAAGCGCCCGUUCUCGGUGUACUACAACCCGUACACUCAGAGCGUCGACCUGCUCAAAGACACCCGCAGCAUCGAGGACGUGGUGCAGGACCUGCGCAGCGACCUCACCACUGUGUGCGACGCCAUGGGGAAGAUGAACACCUACAUGGGCAUCUGAAGCUGGGGACGCACCACCAAGCUUCUGCAGAACAUCAGCCGCCAUCACGCGUCCAUCUACGCCUCUGAGUCCAAUGUAGCAACCACAGGAAGUUAUUAGCUAUCAUACCAGCUCAUAGUCUGUAUCACAGCGCCACGAAUCCAUCAAUGACGACUUACUGAUCAGCUCAAAGGUCACCGAGACCCUGCCCAAGCAUCUGCAGGUGUUUCCUCAUGAAGGCAGAUCCAGGACGAGGAACGCUCCCUGUGAGGCUCCCCACGCCGAUCCAAAGCUGCGUUCACACGAACCAAAGUUUCACCUCGCUGUGUGCAGCAUUCACGUCCCCGCGUCGCUCUGUUUGACUGCCUGCAAAGAGUCAAAGGCCUGUUUUUGACACUUUCAAGCCGUUUACGUUCGUCUGAAUCCCGUCUCUUUCGCUGCAUUUCGGGCUGAACUGCUGCAAAGCAUGGCGGCGGUUAGCUUAGUACGAUCAGCUCAUCAGAGCAAGAUGUCAUGAGUAAGAAGGAUGUCCAAUAAGACCCUCACACAUUGACUCACCUCUUUCAAAACCCCCUUCAGCCAACCGCCAUCCAUCGUACAAAUGAACUUUUGGUAAAUUUUCACCUCGACGACCUGUUUCUCCUUUACUUUGGCGCCAAACUGCACAGGCAACCACGGCACUCUCUCAGCUGUGUGAUGGAUCCACAGUUCGGCUCAAAGUGAACAAGAAGCGAAAUCGUGCGACUCCCGCCUCAUUCGCGCUGCGAUUCCUCUGGCGUCCGUCUGAGCUCUCGCCAUACUUCCUGUCAGCAGGAUCGGGUGAAUGCAUUGUUUAUUGCAUCAAAGCGCAUUCGCCUCUCUUCGUGUUGUCUCGUUUUCGAUGUCACGGCAUGAAAGCUUCCCUUCGUGUUUGGUGUGAACGCUCCGUCUGAAGGUCCUCCCCUCUGAUGAGCUUUGAGGUCACGUGACUAUAGAGCAUCAGUGAGCCAUGUGAUCUGACUGAGGGUUUGUGUGAUUUGUAGACUGAACAGGCGGCGCUCUCAGCUGAUUGGCCGCGGCUGACUGAACUUCCUGUGCUGCUGUGUUGCUUCUGUACACGCCUGUAAAUGAUGAACCAUUAAAGCUCCCGAGUGUCGCAGU